Molecule: messenger RNA, 420 nt
Organism: Rhizophagus irregularis DAOM 181602=DAOM 197198
Lineage: Eukaryota; Fungi; Glomeromycota; Glomeromycetes; Glomerales; Glomeraceae
Source: RefSeq, a predicted model, not a curated record
AUGAAAAGAUUCUAUGAAAGGCGAUUAUUCCGAGUUGCACAUAAGUAUCCAGGAACUUUAUGCAUUGCAAAAUGGUUCUUAUAUCCUGGAUGGGAGAAAGUAGAUGCAAACUCCAUUCAAAAAACUAAUGUAGCAAAUGAAUUUUUAGUACCAAAUACAAAGAAUAAUGACUUUAUUUAUGUUAUAAAUAAUGAAAUUGGAGUAUAUACCUGUCCUAUUAGAAUGUCUGGCGCUCCUUGUAAACAUCAAGGGGCAGUUUCAACAAAGUUUCACAUUUCAAUAUUUAAUUUUAUUUCAUCUUUAACACCUGAUGAUCAUAUGAUUUAUGCUUAUAUAGCACUUGAUUAUGUUGCUGAAAAUAAAUCCUUUUAUAUAUCAUUACAUGCACAAACUGCUUUACAGAAUCAAGAAAUUGUAUAA